CAGUCCCAAGAGCUCCAUCUGGCCGGCUUCAUGAGGGGCUGGACACACCAGCCGGGACCGUGCGUCACAAUGCACCUACAACUUCUCCUCAUUAUAACUUUAUGUGUGCUUCAUUGCGAUUGUCAAGGUUCAGGUUGUGAGGUGGGGUCUUUCCGUUGUGGGACAGGCCGUUGUAUUCCAGCAAGCCAGAGGUGCGAUGGAACAACCGACUGUUCGGAUAACUCAGAUGAAUUUGGCUGCCCCGAGCCCACCUGCGAGAGCGCUCAGUUCCAGUGCUUGAGUGAUGGCGAGUGCAUUCCGCAGCACUGGGUCUGCGAUGAUGAAGAGGAUUGCGAGGAUGGCUCCGAUGAAAGGCAGCACUGCCCUGGCAGGACAUGCUCCAGUUCACAGUUCACCUGUACGAAUGGGGCCUGCAUCCCGGGAGGAUACAGGUGCGACCAUGUGCCUGACUGUCUAGACGGAGCAGAUGAGAGAAACUGCCUGUACCCAGAGUGCUCGGAGCUGAGGUGUGCUAACGGGGCGUGUUAUAACAGGAGCCAGCGCUGUGACCAGGUGCUCAACUGCCGAGACGGCUCAGACGAAGCCAAUUGCACCCAGCGGUGCAGCGGCGGUCAGUUUCAGUGCAGUAAUGGAGAAUGUGUUCCUCGCGGAUACGUCUGCGAUCAUGACGAUGAUUGUGGAGACAGAAGUGAUGAACAGAACUGCACCUACCCAACCUGCAGAGGAACGUACUUCACCUGUCCCAGCGGCCGCUGCAUUCAUCAGGUCUGGCUGUGUGAUGGAGAGGAUGACUGCGAGGACAAUGCAGAUGAGAGAGGCUGCGAUAAUGUCCAGCGUGAGUGUUAUCCCGGGGAAUGGCCGUGUCCUUCUUCUGGUGUUUGCAUCCCUCUGGACCAUCUCUGUGAUGGGACGGCACACUGUCCGGACGGAGAAGAUGAAACCAAUACCACUGCCGGACGCAACUGCAGUAUCUGGCGCUGUGCAUCUCUGAGCUGUGAGCAUCACUGUCACGCCUCUCCUGAAGGAGGAACCUGUGCCUGUCCGCCAGGAUACAUGGUCAGCAGAAACGACAGCCGCUCAUGCAUUGAUUAUGAUGACUGUAGUCUGUGGGGCAUGUGUGACCAGCUGUGUGAGGAUCGGAUCGGAAGCCAUCGCUGCAGCUGUCGGGACGGUUACCUUCUGGAGCAGCACAGAUACUGCAGAGCAAAUCCCUCAUCUGGGGUGCCUUCGCUUAUAUUCUCCAAUGGGAGAGACUUGCUGAUUGCUGAUGUCCACGGACACAGUGCUCAAACCCUGGUCGAGUCCCAGAACAGAGGAGUUGCUGUUGGUGUGGACUUUCAUUACCAGCUGCAAAGGGUCUUUUGGACCGACACAAUCCAAAAUAAGGUGUUUUCAGUGGAUAUGGACGGGUCGCGUUUGCAGGUGGUGCUGAAUGUAUCUGUGGACUAUCCUGAAAACCUGGCCGUGGACUGGGUGAAUAAUAAGCUGUACGUGGUGGAGGCCAGCGUCAACAGAAUCGACAUGGUGGACUUGGAUGGGAGCAAUCGGGUCACACUAAUCGCCGAGCACCUGGGCAACCCGAGAGGUCUUGCGCUUGACCCGACCAUGGGGUACCUUUUCUUCUCUGACUGGGAUACUUUGAAUGGAGAACCGGGUUUGGAAAGGGCCUACAUGGAUGGUACCAAUCGCUAUGGGAUCAUCAGGACCAAACUCGGCUGGCCUGCUGGGAUUACUUUGGACCUUGAGGCUAAAAGAGUAUAUUGGGUGGACAGCCGAUAUGAUUAUAUCGAAACAACGACUUAUGAUGGCUUGCACAGGAAAACUGUGGUCCAUGGUGGGUCUUUGAUUCCUCAUCCAUUUGCCAUUACUCUGUUCGAGCAUUCAGUCUACUACACUGACUGGACUAAGAUGGCAGUUAUGAAGGCUAAUAAAUACAGCGACAACAGCCCACAAGAGCUCUACAGGACCUCUCAGAGACCACAUGGCCUGACUAUGGUCCAUGCAUACAGACAGCCUUUUGUAAGUAACCCCUGUGGCGCCGAUCGAGGAGGCUGUGAACACAUCUGUGUUCUGAGUCACAGAACUGAUAACGGCGGCUUGGGAUAUCGCUGCCGCUGCCGAAUGGGCUACGAUCUACAUGCUGACGGCAAGAGAUGCCUGGCUGUGAGGCAGUUUCUGCUGUUCUCCAGUCAGCUGGCAGUCAGAGGGAUCCCCUUCAACCUGUCCACACAGGAAGACAUCAUUCUCCCCAUCACAGGAACUCCGUCUUAUUUCGUUGGAGUGGACUUCAGUGCUGCGGACAAUUCAGUUUUCUUCUCUGAUACAGUGAAGGACAUCAUCUACAAACAGAAAAUUGAUGGAACCGGCAGGGAGGUACUAGCAGCCAAUCGGGUGGAUGGUGUGGAAGAUCUCGCUUAUGAUUGGAUAUCGAAGAACCUGUACUGGACGGAUCCACGCUACAGGAGUAUAUCUGUCAUGAAGGUCGCGGAUAAGUCCAGACGAGCCAUUGUACGAAACCUCAACAACCCCAGAUCCAUAGUGGUCCACCCGGUGGCUGGUUAUAUUUUCUGGACUGACUGGUACCGUCCUGCAAAGAUUAUGCGGGCCUGGGGUGAUGGGUCACAUGCUCAGUCGAUUGUAAACACCACUCUCGGCUGGCCCAAUGGCUUGGCCAUUGACUGGAGUGCCAUGCGGCUGUAUUGGGUGGACGCCUUCUUUGAUAAGAUCGAGCACAGCAACUUUGAUGGACAAAACAGGUUGUCUUUGAAUCGCAUCACUCAGAUCUCCCAUCCGUUUGGACUUACUAUUUUUGGAGGUUAUGUGUACUUCACCGACUGGCGGCUGGGUGGAAUCGUGAGGGUCCGUAAAACAGACGGAGGGGAGAUGAUGAUCAUUCGUCGAGGGAUCAGCCACAUCAUGCAUGUCAAAUCCUUCAAUGCUGAUUCUCAGAUUGGAUCUAACUUCUGCAACAGGCAAACAAACCCAAAUGGAGACUGCAGUAAUUUCUGUUUCCCAGCGCCGUACUCCCAGCGAGUGUGUGGCUGUCCAUAUGGAAUGAAGCUGGAAGCGAAUCAGCAGACUUGUGUGGAUGAUCCGUCCAAUGAGCCACCGACCCUCCAGUGUGGCUCCAACUCCUUCUCAUGCACUAACGGGAAGUGUGUCCCCCAGAGCUACCAAUGUGACGGCGUCGAUGACUGUCAUGACAACAGCGACGAGGCCAACUGCGGCGCUAAUAAUAACACAUGCUCGCCCAUUGCCUUCACCUGUGCCAAUCAGCGCUGUGUGCCCAGAAGCUGGCACUGCGACGGACACAAUGACUGUUUUGAUGGUAGUGACGAGAGGGAGUGUCCCACCCAGACCCCCGGCACUUGCCAGGCUGACCAGUUCAGCUGCGCCAACCAUCACUGCAUCCCCCGCACAUGGCUCUGUGACACCGACAAUGACUGCGGAGACGGAUCCGAUGAGAACAACUGCGAUUCUAUUGGCACAUGCCACCCUGGUCAGUUCCAGUGUCCGGACCAUCGCUGCAUUGACCCCAAUUACGUGUGUGAUGGAGACAGAGAUUGUGCAGAUGGAGCGGAUGAACAGGGCUGUGUGUACAACUGCACAGCAUAUGAGUUUAAGUGUGCAAAUGGGCAUCAGUGUGUCAACUCCUACUACCAAUGUGACGGGGUGUUUGACUGUAACGAUCGCUCCGAUGAAUCUGGUUGUCCCACUAGGCCGCCCGGCAUGUGUCACCACGAGAGUGAGUUUCAGUGCCAGUCAGACGGCAGUUGUGUUCCUGUGAACUGGGAAUGUGACGGGCACCCAGACUGUGAAGAUGGCUCAGACGAACACCACGCGUGCCCACCGCGGACGUGCCCCACCUCGCAGUUCCGCUGUGAUAAUGGGAACUGUGUUUUCCGUGGCUGGAUUUGUGACGGUGAUAAUGACUGUCGAGAUGGCAGCGAUGAGCGAGACUGUCCCACGCCGCCAUUCCGCUGUCCCAGCUGGCAGUGGCAGUGCCCUGGACACAGUGUGUGUGUUAACCUCAGCAGGGUGUGCGACAACACGCCAGACUGUCCCAACGGCGCCGAUGAAUCCCCUCUCUGCAAUGAGCCCUUACCAGAUCAGGAGAGCUGCUCGGAUAACAAUGCGGGCUGCACUCACGGCUGCAUUCAGGGCCCGUUUGGAGCCCAGUGCACGUGUCCUAUGGGCUUCCAGCUGAGUAACGACUCAAAGACGUGCGAGGACAUCGAUGAAUGCCAUCCUCCGGGCGUCUGUAGUCAGCACUGCUUCAACGAGAGAGGCUCCUUCCGCUGCCAUUGUCAGGAUGGAUACACUCUAGAGGCAGACGGACGCACCUGCAAGGCCUCAGGAUCUCGAGAGGCCUUGCUCUUAGUGGCCAGUCGGAAUCAGAUUGUAUCAGACGACAUCCUCGCACAGCCAAACAUUAUUCAGUCUCUAGUGCGCGAUGGCCGCAACAUCGUGGCCGUAGAUUUCGACUCGGUUACGGAACGUAUUUACUGGUCUGACACCACCCAGGACAGAAUAUGGAGCGCUCACAAAAAUGGGACUGAUCGCACCGUGAUCUUUGACAGUGGAGUGACUGUCACAGAGAGCCUCGCCGUAGACUGGGUUGGCAGAAACCUAUACUGGACGGACUAUAUUUUGGAGACCAUAGAAGUGGCAAAACUGGAUGGGUCUCACAGAACGGUGCUGAUUAGUGAAAACGUGACCAAUCCAAGAGGUCUGGUAGUGGACCCUAGAAACAACACACACCUGAUGUUUUGGACGGACUGGGGCAGAAAUCCUCGUAUCGAGAGAGCCAGCAUGGAUGGGAAAUUAAGGACCACGAUCAUCAGCAACAAACUUUAUUGGCCCAAUGGCUUAACUAUUGACUACCCCAACAACCUGCUUUACUUUGCUGACGCUUACCUAGACUUUAUCGACUACUGUGAUUAUGAUGGAAAGAACCGAAAACAAGUGUUGGCCAGUGAUUUGGUACUGCAACAUCCCCACGCAAUUACCAUUUUUGAGGAUUUUGUCUAUUGGACCGACAGAUACGUCAACCGUGUGAUCCGGGCCAACAAGUGGCACGGACAGAACCAGACGGUGAUGCUGUAUAAUCUGCCCCAGCCCAUGGGUCUGGUGGCACUUCAUCCAGCCAGACAGCCUGCAGGUUAUAACCCCUGUGACCCCCGUUCGAGCCCCUGCACUCAUAUCUGCCUCCUGUCAGCGAUCGGCCCCAGGUUCUACUCCUGUGCCUGUCCGUCUGGAUGGACUCUCGCUGCUGACCAGUUCACAUGUGCUAGAGUCGAGGAUCCAUUCUUGGUGGUGGUGAGAGACAGCAUCAUUUACGGCAUCCCUCUCAACCCGAAUGACAAGAGCAAUGAUGCCAUGGUGCCGGUCGCCGGGCUGCUGAAUGGAUAUGACGUCGACUUUGAUGAUGCUGAGCAGAUGAUCUACUGGGUGGAACAUCCGGGUGAGAUUCAUCGAGUAAAGUCAGAUGGUACCAACAGAACUGAGUUUGCACCAGCGGCCAUCCUGGGUUCUCCGGUCGGACUGGCUCUGGACUGGAUGUCCCAGAACCUGUACUACUCUAACCCUGCAUCACAGUCGAUAGAGGUUCUCAGGCUAAAAGGAGAAAAUCAAUACAGAAAGACUCUCAUCACUAACAACGGCUCACCUACUGGUGCAGGAGCUCCCGUUGGCAUUGCGGUGGAUCCGGCACGUGGAAAGAUGUACUGGACAGAUCAGGGAACAGAGAGCGGGAUCCCUGCCAAGGUGGCAUCGGCAGAUAUGGACGGCUCCAACGCGGCCAUCCUCUUCACCCAUAAUCUGGAACAUGUGGAGUUCAUAACUAUAGACAUCAGAGAGAACAAGCUCUACUGGGCUGUUACAGGAACUGGCGUGAUCGAGCGCGGCGAUCCCGAUGGAUCAAACCGCAUCACUAUGGUGAAUGGACUGUCCCAUCCAUGGGGUGUGGCCGUAUACGACUCCUACCUGUACUUCACAGAUCGAGACUUUGAAGUGAUUGAACGCGUCGACAAAGCCACGGGACUCAACCGGGUUGUAAUGCGGGAUAACGUGGCCGGUCUGAGAGUACUCAAAGUACACUACAGAGACUCCUCAGCAGGAUCAUCUAACGGCUGCAGUAAUAACAUGGGGAUGUGUGAGCAGUUGUGUCUGCCUCGUCCCGGUGGCUUGUUCAGCUGCGCCUGUGCGACUGGGUUCAAACUCAGUGCUGAUAACAGAACCUGUUCUCCAUACCAAUCCUAUGUGGUGAUCUCUAUGCUCACUGCCAUCAAGGGCUUCAGUCUGGAGGGAGCGGAUCACUCGGAGUCUAUGGUGCCUGUAGCAGGCAGAGGCCGCAAUGCUCUUCAUGUAGACGUGCACAUGCCUUCCGGUUUCAUUUACUGGUGUGACUUCAGCAGCACCGUGGCGUCUCAGAACGGAAUCCGCCGGAUCAAACCGGACGGAUCUGGAUUCCGCAGCAUUGUCACCUCUGGAAUCGGACGUAAUGGCAUACGAGGCAUUGCUGUAGACUGGGCCGCAGGAAACCUCUAUUUCACCAAUGCCUUCUUGACUGAGACGUACAUUGAAGUGAUUCGACUCAAUACCACGUUCCGUCGUGUUCUUCUCAAGACCCAAGUAGACAUGCCUCGUCAUAUUGUGGUGGCUAUUUUUGAAAAUAGCAGCAGUUGUGUGGUAUCCCGGGAUGACUACCUUAUCUAUACGACCGAAAGCACUGUACGAUCUCUGCGGCUGGAUCCAGAGGAUCAUUCUCUGCCCUUUCCCGUGGUUAACGUGCCCCGGACUUCGGUAGCCCUUGAUUUCGACCGGUUGGACGGAAGGAUCUAUUUCACCCAGAGCUCGGGAGCGGGCCAGAGCAAGAUUAGCUUCAUUACUUUGGCUUCACCUACCUCUCCUGCGACAGAGGUGGCCUCAGAUCUGGGAGCUCCUGAUGGCAUCGCCUAUGACUGGAUCAAUAAGAGGAUCUAUUACAGUGACUAUAUUAACCAGAGCAUCAGCUCCAUGGCAGUGGAUGGAUCUCAGAGGACUGUUGUAGCACAGGUGCCCAGACCCAGAGCUAUCAUGCUGGAUCCCUGUAGAGGGUAUAUGUACUGGACCGACUGGGGAACCAACGCAAAGAUAGAACGUGCAACUCUGGGAGGAAACUUCAGGACAGAGAUCGUCAACACUAGCUUGGUUUGGCCAAAUGGUCUGACGCUAGACUAUGAGGAUCAAAGGCUGUACUGGGCAGAUGCCAGCUUACAGAAGAUUGAGAGAUGCUCACUCACCGGCACUAACCGUGAGGUCAUCGUAAGCACCGCCAUCUACCCGUUUGCAAUGACAGUGUACGAUCAGCAUAUCUACUGGACGGACUGGAACACACGCAGCAUCUACCGUGCAAACAAGCACGACGGCUCCGACCAGAGAGUGAUGCUACAGAACCUUCCAUCACGGCCCAUGGACAUCCACGUGCUCUCCAACAGCAAACAGCAGCAGUGCAGCAGUCCCUGCGAACAGUUCAAUGGUGGAUGCAGCCAUAUUUGCACUCCAGGUCCUCAGGGAGCAGAGUGUCAGUGUCCCUCUGAGGGCCGUUGGUAUCUGGCCGACAACAAACACUGUAUCCCUGACAAUGGCACACGCUGUCAGUCGGGCCAGUUUACUUGCAUGAAUGGCCGCUGCAUCCGCGCCCAGUGGAAAUGCGACAACGACGACGACUGUGGUGACGGCAGUGAUGAACUCGAGAGGGUCUGCGGAUCCAAGAGUCAUUUCGUUUUUGUCCCACAAGCAGCAGCAUUCAUUUCACUCUCAGCAUUUCACACCUGCGAGCCCACAGUGUUCACAUGUGGAAAUGGCCGUUGUGUGCCAUAUCACUAUCGCUGCGAUCACUAUAAUGACUGCGGGGAUAACAGCGACGAGACCGGCUGCCUGUUCCGGCCCUGUGACCCCAACACUGAGUUCACCUGCAAUAACGGUCGCUGCAUUGCACGGGAAUACGUCUGCAACGGAAUAAACAAUUGCUACGACAAUGGGACCUCGGAUGAGCAGAACUGUGCUGAGAGGACAUGUCAGCCAGAGCACACCAAAUGUCAGACCACCAACAUCUGCAUCCCACGCUCAUACCUGUGUGAUGGAGAUAAUGAUUGCGGUGACAACAGCGACGAGAGCCCAACGCAUUGUGCCACAUCUACAUGUUCCCAGAAUGAGUUUCGCUGUUCGAGUGGACGCUGUAUUCCUGGACACUGGUACUGUGAUGGUGGUACAGACUGUAAUGAUGGUUCUGAUGAGCCCAUUACCUGUACCACCACGGUGAGGACUUGCAACUCCGACCAGUUCCGCUGCGAUGACGGAAGGUGCAUCGCUUCGUCCUGGAUCUGCGAUGGAGACAAUGAUUGCGGGGACAUGAGCGACGAGGACGAGAGACACAACUGUGCAAACCGCUCCUGCUCUCCUCAGGAGUUCACCUGUAUAAAUAACAGGCCUCCUCAGAGGAAGUGUAUCCCACGGGACUGGGUGUGUGACGGAGACGCAGACUGUUCGGACGCGUACGAUGAGCACCAGAACUGCACUCGCAGAUCCUGCUCCGCCAACGAGUUCACCUGCAACAACGGCCUCUGCAUCCGUAACUCCUACAGGUGUGACCGUCGUAAUGAUUGUGGAGACAGCAGUGAUGAGCAGGGCUGCACCUAUCAGCCGUGCCAACAGCAUCAGUUCACCUGUCAGAACGGCCGCUGCGUCUCACGCGAUUUCGUCUGUGACGGGGACAAUGACUGCGGGGAUGAAUCUGACGAGCUGGAUCACCUGUGCAGGACUCCAGCGCCCACCUGCCCUCCUGGAAACUUCCGGUGUGACAACGGAAACUGCAUACCACUCAGCGAGGUGUGUGACAGGAACGACGACUGCAACGACAACAGUGAUGAGAAAGGCUGUGGCAUCAAUGAGUGCACAGACCCGUCCAUGCACCACUGCGACCACAACUGCACCGACACGCCCACCAGCUUCAUCUGCACCUGUCGCCACGGUUACCGCCUCAUGUCCGACAACAAAACGUGCGACGAUGAGGACGAGUGCUCCGUCAGGCCCAGCGUGUGCAGCCAGGUGUGCGAGAACACCAUGGGCUCGUACGUGUGCAAGUGUGCUCCAGGCUUCCUCCGCGAACCCGACGGACGCAGCUGCAGGCAAAACAGCAACAUCACCCCCUACCUGAUCUUUAGCAACCGCUACUAUCUGCGCAAUCUGUCGACGGACGGCGAGGCCUACUCGCUCAUUCUGCAGGGCCUCACCAGCGUGGUGGCGCUGGACUUCGAUCGGGUGGACAAACGCUUAUACUGGAUCGACGUGAGCAGGAGGGUGUUGGAGCGGAUGUUCUUUAACGGGACGGGACGAGAGGUGGUGGUCAACGGGAUUUUGCAUGGCGAAGGCCUGGCGGUGGACUGGGUCGGGAGGAAGCUGUACUGGGUCGACAGCUUUCUCGACUGCAUGAAAGUGUCGGAGCUGGACGGCCGGUUUGUGAGGAAGUUAGCAGAACACUGUGUGGAUGCUAAUAACACAUACUGCUUCGAGAAUCCCAGAGCCAUCGCUCUGCAUCCAAAGCUUGGAUACGUGUACUGGACUGACUGGAGAGACAAAGCCUUCAUUGGACGUGUUGGGAUGGAUGGGAAUAACAAGUCGGCCAUCAUCACUACUAAGAUCGAGUGGCCCAACGGUCUGACUAUUGACUACACCAAUGACAAGCUGUACUGGUCUGAUGCUCACCUCAACUACAUCGAAUUCUCUGAUCUGGACGGGAAUCACAGGCACACUGUGUACGACGGCGUCCUGCCGCAUCCUUUCGCGAUCACGGUGUUCGAGGAAAGCGUGUACUGGACGGACUGGAACACGCGCACGGUGGAGAAGGGCAACAAAUACAACGGCUCUGGACGGGAAGUGCUCGUCAACACCACCCACCGACCGUUCGACAUCCACGUGUGCCAUCCCUACCGCCAGCCCAUAGUGACGAAUCCCUGCGCGGUCAAUAACGGCGGCUGUUCUCACCUUUGCCUCCUGCGAGCCGGAGGUCAGGGUCACACCUGCGAGUGUCCUGAUCACUUCCUUACUGUGCAGAUAGGGGGCGCUGCACGCUGUCUGCCCAUGUGCUCCAGCACGCAGUACAGAUGCGCAGACAACGAACGCUGUAUCCCUAUCUGGUGGAAGUGUGACGGUCAGCGAGACUGCAGAGACGGUUCGGAUGAACCCUCCACGUGUCCCCUCCGGCACUGCAGACUGGGCCAGUUCCAGUGUAAUGACGGAAACUGCAGCAGCCCACACUUCCUGUGCAACUCUAAUCAGGACUGUCCCGAUGGGUCGGAUGAAGACACGGUGCUGUGUGCAUCCGCAGCCCCUCGUCCGUGCACAGAGAGCGAGUACCGCUGUGACAACCUGCACUGCAUUCCUGACCGCUGGGUUUGUGACCAUGACAACGACUGCGAGGACAAUUCUGACGAGAGAGACUGCGAGCUGCGGACCUGUCACCCGGGUUACUUCCAGUGCGGUAGCGGCCACUGCAUCGCUGAGCGCUUCAAAUGUGACGGCAAUGCUGACUGUCUCGACUUCACUGAUGAAAGCUCCUGUCCCACACGCUACCCGAACAGCACCUACUGUCCACCCUUCCUGUUUGAGUGCAAGAACCACGUGUGUGUGCAGCAGCACUGGAUAUGUGACGGAGAUAAUGACUGCGGGGAUAAUUCAGAUGAAGAACUGCAUCUCUGCUUGGACAUCUCAUGUGAUCCUCCUUUCCGUUUCCGUUGUGAUAACACCCGCUGCAUCUACAGUCACGAGCUCUGCAACUCUAUAGAUGACUGCGGUGAUGGAACCGACGAGAGGCCGGAGCAUUGUGUGACUCCCACACAUGGGCCCUGCUCUGCAGACGAGUAUAAAUGUGGGAACGGUCAGUGCAUUCCUCUGCAGUACGCCUGCGACGACUAUGACGACUGUGAAGACCAGACCGAUGAACUCGGCUGCUACUAUGGCCAUGGGCGCACAUGCAGUGAGAAUCUGUGUGAGCAUAACUGCACGGAUUUGUCGACUGGGGGCUUUAUUUGCUCCUGUAGAACUGGAUAUAAACCCAACCCGGAGGACAAGAACACCUGCGAUGAUGUGAACGAGUGUGAGAUUUACGGGACAUGUCCACAGCUGUGCAGGAACACUAAGGGCAGUUAUGAGUGUUUCUGCGCUGAAGGGUUUCGAUCAGUGGGAGAGCAGCUGGGAGUCGAAUGCGCUGCUGAGGGAAAUCCUCCCGUCUUGUUAUUGCCUGAUAACGUGCGGAUCCGUCGAUUUAAUCUCUCAUCGGCGCAGUACUCAGAUUAUGUGGAUAAUGCAGAGCACAUUCAGGCACUGGACUACCUGUGGGACCCAGAAGGCCUCGGUCUAAGUAUAGUGUACUGGACAGUGUUGGGACGAGGCUCAGAGUUCGGUGCGAUUAAGAGGGCCUACAUGACCACGUUUGAUGACCAUGGAAAUAAUCCUGUAAAGGAGGUGGACCUGAACCUCAGAUACAUCUCCAGCCCUGACGGCAUCGCUGUGGACUGGAUUGGAGGCCAUAUUUACUGGACAGAUGCUGGCACUAAUAGAAUCGAAGUGGCAAAACUGGAUGGACGUUACAGAAAGUGGUUAAUUCACAGCGAUCUUGAUCAGCCAGCCGCUAUUGUGGUCAAUCCUAGUCUAGGUAAGAUGUUCUGGACCGACUGGGGCAGAAAGCCCAAGAUUGAGACGGCGUGGAUGGAUGGCCAGCACAGAGAGGUGCUGUUAGAUGAAGAUCUGGGCUGGCCUACUGGUUUAGCUUUGGACUACCUGAAUGAAAACCGCAUCUACUGGUGUGACUCAAAAGAAAACAUCAUUGAAUCGAUGAAAGUGGACGGAACAGACCGGCAAAUCAUCAUAUCAGGAGACAUCGGUCACCCCUACAGUCUGGAUGUGUUCGAGGGACACGUGUACUGGACGACUAAAGAGAAGGGAGAAGUGUGGAAAAAAGAUAAGUUCGGGAAAGGAGACAAGGUGAAGGUGUUGACCAUAAACCCCUGGCUGACUCAAGUACGCAUCUACCAGCAGCACCGACACAACCACUCGGUGCUCAACCCCUGUCAGAGUGUCUGCAGUCACUUGUGUUUGCUGCGGCCGGGUGGAUACACCUGUGCCUGUCCGCAGGGCUCCACGCUGCUCGCUUUCAACAAGAAUGAAUGUGAUGCCGCCAUUGAGGCAGAGGUGUCCAUGCCGCUUGCAUGCAGAUGCAUGAACGGAGGAACAUGCUACACUGAUGAGGGAGGCCUGCCGAAGUGCAAGUGUUCAUACGGAUACUCGGGUAGUUACUGUGAAAUGGGGAAGUCUAGAGGUGCUCCUGCAGGGACAGCUGUGACCGUCCUGUUAGCAGUGGUUAUUAUUCUGAUUACUGGAGCUCUGGUUGUGGGAGUUUUCCUCAACUACAAGCGCACCGGCUCUCUCAUCCCGUCAAUGCCUAAACUACCCAGUCUGAGCAGCCUGGUGAAGUCGGCAGACACAGGAAAUGGAGUGUCGUUUCAUUCAGGUGACAAUGUCACGAUGGACCUGGAGCCUCAGACUCUGGGAGUGUCGUUCAUCGACAGGGCCAUGCAGCUGGAUGAGAAUUUCGCAGACUCUGGUAGGCAGCCAAUCACAUUUGAGAAUCCUCUGUACUCGACUGCAGCCGGCUCAGCCAGCGAUCCAGCAGUAAUACACGCUACACAGGUCACUGUGAACAUCAGCGGUGACCAGGUGGAGAAUAACUUCUCAAACCCUACAUAUACCGCUCAUGAACAAGCAGUGGAGGUGAAGAGCGGAGCUGCAGAGCAAACGACCACACAGGAGUCCAAAUGGAGUUUCUUUAAAAGAAAACUGAAGCCAAGCACAACAUUUGAAAACCCUACAUAUUCAGAGAUGCAGGAUGAGCAGACGCAUGGAGCUGCAGACGCCAGCUCUUCAUCACAGCCGUCUCCUUUCGUUCCUCCUCCCAAACCCCAGAAGCGAGAGAAACUCGGCGCGUAUUCACCGACGGAGGACACCUUCAGAGACACGGCCAACCUGGUUAAAGAGGACAGUGAAAUAUGACCAUCACACACACACACACACACACACACAUGGGAAAAUACAAAGAAACAUCCCUUGCACAGAAUCUAUUUUUAUAUGCAGCCUGCAUACGACAGAAAUCAAUUUAAGAUUAUUUUUGAAACAAAAAAAAGUAUAGAUGAGAAUAGAUGAAAUGUUUGUAUAGUCUACAGGAAAGAGACUUUGCCUUCUGAUAUUUUGUAUGCCAAUUCACGUUGUAUGAUUCUUUUUUAUUAUUAUUGUAACGUCAUAUUUGUAUAUCUUUGCACUGAUGCUGCUGAAGGAGAAUGUUAUGAAUAUUUUGUACAUUUGUAAAUUGAAAAGAUUUUGUUUGAUGAUAUCCUCUGGUCAGAUGUUAUUUUGAAAUAGAUUAUUACUUAUUCCUGGAGAUUCGCACACACACACAUACAUAUGCCAGCGAUACUGAGAAAAGUGCUUUGAGAGCCCUCUGAGACUUUUGCCAUUUGAGCUGAUUCUUCUUAAAGGAACAGUCCACCCAAAAAUGAAAAUUCACCCUCAGGCCAAGAUGUAGAUGAGUUUGU
This is a messenger RNA of Sinocyclocheilus rhinocerous, 13628 nucleotides long. Its product is annotated as low-density lipoprotein receptor-related protein 2-like. Lineage: Eukaryota; Metazoa; Chordata; Actinopteri; Cypriniformes; Cyprinidae. Bases 31 to 13089 code for a protein of 4352 amino acids. The record is from RefSeq and is a predicted model, not a curated record. Gene Ontology annotation, cellular component: signaling receptor complex; plasma membrane; apical plasma membrane. The transcript is spliced from 79 exons. Gene Ontology annotation, molecular function: protein binding; hormone binding; calcium ion binding. Gene Ontology annotation, biological process: receptor-mediated endocytosis.